Molecule: messenger RNA, 2306 nt
Organism: Branchiostoma floridae (Florida lancelet)
Lineage: Eukaryota; Metazoa; Chordata; Leptocardii; Amphioxiformes; Branchiostomatidae
Product: ras-related protein Rab-13-like
Exons: 5
Coding region: 45-707 (220 amino acids)
Cellular component (GO): trans-Golgi network
Molecular function (GO): GTPase activity; GTP binding
Source: RefSeq, a predicted model, not a curated record
GAUUGUAAUAAGCGCCUUCUAACAGACCAUGGUAAAACUGCAGGAUGAUACAACCUGUUGAUCGUGUUUAUAAAAUCAUGGCGGUCAAAAGGCCGACCUUCAAGCUUGUCCUUCUUGGAGAGGUGGGUGUGGGGAAAACCUCGCUGUUCGUCCGACUUAAAGACGACACUUUCCUUGAAGACACGAAGGCGAGCAUCGGUGUCGACUUCUGUGAGACUCUCGUGAAGGUGGAAGGCGAAGAAGUUCGGUUGUGUAUCUGGGACACGGCAGGCGUGGAACGGUUCCGGACCAUGACGCAGGGGUACUACCGGCACGCUGACGCCGCCCUAUUGGUCUUCAGUCUGGCGGACUCUGCGUCACUCAGGCUACUGACGUCAUGGGCUAGAGAGGUCAACGACCGGACGGUCACGUCCAACAGUCCAGUUUUGAAGAUCAUAGUUGGCAACAAGAGCGACCUGGAACACCGAACAACGGAACGGACAGCUGCGGAACUGGCGGCGACUUACGGCUGUGAGCUGGUCUUACAGGUGUCCGCUAAAACAGGUGAAGGUAUCGACGAAGCAGUUCAGGUGAUAGCGGGGAAACUUCUGGCCAGGAGCAGAGAACGAAGAAGGUCGCACCUGACGUCACCAGAUUCUGACGGCAAUCCGCUAACAUUAGACAGACAGGACACGAAGGAGAGACGACAGACGGCACGAUGCUGCUGAGAUUUUAUUGACACUUUUGUCAACAAGUCGUUGGCAGGGCUGACUAGAAAUGAACGAUCCCAACAUGCACUUGAACUACUACUCAGGCGAGGUUGCUAGGGUCCACAUACGCUCCAACUUGAAAUGGGAUGACCAGGUCCAAAUCAUGGUGUCCAAGAGUAGCAGAAGGAUGGUCGUUAUUAGCAGGUUACGAACCGAUUACAGACCUUAACACUAUAUACUGUGGUUACAUAAGACGCAUACUGGGCUUCAGAGCUAACCCAGAGACAGUCGGCCACCUUAAGCAGGUGCAGCGAAGGGCCUGCAGGAUGAUGUUGGGACGACAGUUCACCUCCUACACCGCAGCUCUCCAACAUCUCGGACUUGAGCGCCUUUCAACCCGGAGACAAAACUAUGCCCCGACUUUCCCGUGAAAGUAGAAAGGUCUGCCCGCUUCUCAACAUAGCUGCCCCUUACCACUUCAGCCUACUGGGCCUAACCGCUACCUAACCAGUACUAUGUCAGCAAUGAUCAAAUUAUGGAAUGAACUGUAAACUCUGUUCCACCAUAUUGGACAUUCAUUCAUUCAUUCAUUCAUUCAUUCAUUCAUUCAUUCAUUCAUUCAUUCAUUCAUUCAUUCAUUCAUUCAUUCAUUCAGCUUUUAGCUAAUUUUGCAGGACAAAUCAAUACGUUUUAGCAUAUUGAUUACAAUCUACGACUGGAUAAAAUCUCAAGAUUUUCCUCCGGACAUUUUGAGUGACAUCCAUCACUCUUGUUGAUAACGUUGUGCACGCCCAGUCUUUACGAAAUAAGGGACUUCAACAGCCUUCCUUCGAGAGAUAAUCUUUAUUGCUCCUGCAAAGCCAAAGCACACUCUGAGACCACUUCGUGUGGUCGAAUUCCGGCAGAUGUAUUGAAAAAGUGUUACGUGUGAAUCGGUGAACAGCAAUAUAGUAGUAGUCAUGUGUAACUCAUCACUCCAUAAGUAGUAACGGUGCAUUUAAUUCAUAAAACUUUGUACGACAGUAAAGAUAACAAGGCAGUAAAGUUUAAAACUAAUUUCAUCUCUUUCUCAACUUUCACGAUUUGCGAAUCUUUCACAAUAGAUAGUGAAUAAAUUGCACUGGAUAUUUACAACUAGUUUACGAGAUGCAGGAAUCGCCUUUACGCCUGAAGUAUUGAGAGUGUAUUGAGAGUUUAAUGUAACUUUUGGUCUGAUUCUAACAGCAGGUGCGAACUGAUCAACAGAGAAUCUUUAAGAGUAUAGAAUACUUUUACUUCCAUUGAAUGCAUAGCUUAAUUAGAUUUGUGUCACAUUUGAAAAUAAAGUUCCUUCAACACAGCCCAAAAUGGUUUACAACUUGUCAGCUGCCUUCAGCAGGGCACUCCUGGCCGCAUGGUGGCGCAGCGGCAACAAUAAUGCCGUCCCAAACGUGACAGAACAGGGUUUGUGCUGUCGGUUGUGUAAAAAGAACUUUAACCUUAUCUAGAUUCAUUCUAUGUAUAUGUAUUCCAUGACCACGAGGGUCAAGAGGCGGACUGUGUUUCUCUUGAUCUUGAUUCCACAUUGUUCGCGGACUGUAGCCUCCGAUUCUGGAAAAUAAAACGACGGUAAGAACA